This is a messenger RNA of Camelina sativa (false flax), 756 nucleotides long. RefSeq names its product agamous-like MADS-box protein AGL65. Gene Ontology annotation, molecular function: protein dimerization activity; DNA binding. The record is from RefSeq and is a predicted model, not a curated record. Lineage: Eukaryota; Viridiplantae; Streptophyta; Magnoliopsida; Brassicales; Brassicaceae.
GAAAAAAAAUGGGGAGGAAGAAAUUAGAACUAAAGAGAAUAGAGUGCCCAAAAGAGAGAAGCAGCAAAUACUCAAAACGUAAAAAAGGAAUUCUAAAGAAGGCAGAGGAAUUAGCGUUGUUGUGCAAUAUUGAUAUUAUCAUGAUUCUCAUUUCUCCCACUGAGAAACCUACCCUUUUCCAUACUCCUUCUAGAUUUUUGAGUCAAAAUUUGAAGGAGUUUCUCGGUACUUCAAUACAAGAACGAGAAGAGAGACGAGCCUACACAACAAAGAUGUUGAAAAAAGUACUGGUGGAAAACAACGAUGAAGAAGUUCCCAUAGUAAUUGAUUAUCUUUCGCCUGACAGAGGUGAAGUGAUCCAGGAUGAUAAAAAGGUCACUGAACUAAGAGAAACCAGGAGAUUGCUUGAUGAGAAGACGUCAAUUUUAGAGGGCUGGAAGAAUGUAGCUGAAGUUAACGAUUUAGGUCGACUGAAUAUCAUGGAAAACUAUUUAGCUUCUUCUAUCAGCCAUAUCAGAAAUAUCCUAAAGGUUAAAAUCCAAGAAGAGCAGCAAACAAUGAUAUGAUUUCAAAAUGAUAAACAUAUUUGUAUCUAACCAGUUCAAGAGGAUAAAAAUAUUAUUUAAUAUCAUAUAUAUAAUUCCUUUGUAGUAUAUAUUAUAAAGUAAUAUUUGUGAUUAACCUAAGUGAAAAUAACAUGCAUGCCUAAUUUGAAGAUGGAUUGUCUUGAAGUCUCUUACUUCUGUAAUUUAUUUU